AUGAAAAUGUAUCGUUUAGCAUAUUUACUCGGUGUUUUAGGCAAAAGUUCUCCAAUGGAACAUCGUUUAAAAGCUAUUAAAAGUGAAGAAGCAUGGAAAAAUGCUGGGAAAAGACCUGGAUUAGAAAUAUGGAGAAUCGAAAACUUCAAUGUUAAACCAUGGCCUAAAAGUCAAUAUGGAUACUUUUACACGGGUGAUUCGUAUAUCAUUCUAAGUACGUAUACAAGAUCCGGUCAGAAUAAGAUUCGUUGGGAUAUACAUUUUUGGUUGGGUAAUGCCUCUACAGUCGAUGAAUGUGGAACAGCUGCUUAUAAAGCUGUAGAACUAGACGAUUAUUUAGGAGGUGGUCCUAUUCAGCAUCGUGAAGUUGAAGGACAUGAAUCGCCGUUGUUCAUGAGCUAUUUUAAUAAUCAGAUAAAUAUUUUCAAUGGUGGUAUCGAGAGUGGAUUUAAUAAUGUUAAACCUGAUGAAUAUCAACCUCGACUAUUACAUUUUAAAGGCAAAAAACAUGUACGAAUAUCACAGGUUCCUCUCAAUAGAGCAUUUUUGAAUUCUGGCGACGUAUUUGUCUUGGAUACGGGUUUAAUACUCUACCAAUGGAACGGAAAAAAAUCAUCAGGUCAAGAGCGGUUAAAAGCAGCUUUUUAUUGUCGAGCUCUAGAUGAAGAACGACGAGGUUUACCAGAAGUUAUUGUGUUAGAAGAGGGCGAUCAAGAUGAAAAGUUCUGGUCGUAUUUAAAAGGUGGAUAUGGCAAAGUAAAGUCAGCAAACGAAGGUGGUGCAGACGAUGAAAUAAAAUCGAAUGAAAAACGGUUGUAUCGUUUAAGUGAUGCAUCAGGGAUGUUGAAAUUUAGAAGAAUAGCAACUGGAGAAGAUGUUCGACGAACAUUACUAGAUUCAAAUGAUGUUUUCAUAUUAGAUAUUGGCUCAGAAAUAAUUGUAUGGGUUGGCAAAAAUGCAUCAACAAUGGAAAAGAAAUCUGCAAUGGAUUUUGCGAAGAAAUAUUUGGUUAAUAAGAAUAAACCAUCCAAUUUGCCGAUAUCGAGAAUUUUGGAAGGUGGAGAAAAUGAAGUGUUUGAACAUUCGCUUGAUUUUUGA
Molecule: messenger RNA, 1098 nt
Organism: Adineta steineri
Lineage: Eukaryota; Metazoa; Rotifera; Eurotatoria; Adinetida; Adinetidae
Source: the annotation of a GenBank genome assembly